This is a messenger RNA of Calliphora vicina (urban bluebottle blowfly), 2317 nucleotides long. RefSeq names its product vacuolar protein sorting 33B (gene Vps33B). The record is from RefSeq and is a predicted model, not a curated record. Lineage: Eukaryota; Metazoa; Arthropoda; Insecta; Diptera; Calliphoridae. The transcript is spliced from 3 exons. Gene Ontology annotation, cellular component: vacuole; CORVET complex. Gene Ontology annotation, biological process: vesicle-mediated transport; intracellular protein transport. Bases 32 to 2020 code for a protein of 662 amino acids.
UUCAACAGUUUUGUUAGUGUUAAGGAACAGAAUGCAGUCUUCUUUGUUGGACAAGAAAUUACAAGGUUUCCAACUAAUAGCACAAGAAAAAUUACAAGCUAUUUUAUGUUCCAUACCAGGUAAAAAAGAUUUAAUAAUAGAGCCAGCCAUUAUUAAACCCUUGGAAUAUAUUUGUGCAGCCUCUUGGUUAAAACUUAAAGGAAUUCAACGUAUAUUUAAACUAGAUUCCCAUAAUGCCAUUACACGCUCUUCGCCAGACCAAGUUCAAUUGUACAUGAUACGCAGUGAUUUGUGUUCCUUUAGCCGUGUUUUGCAACAAAUCAAAUUGAUUUGUAAAUCUCAGACAUCAUGGCCCGAAGACAAUAAUUUCAAGUAUUUCCAUAUUAUAUGUGUUCCAUCAUGUUUUACUUACUUUUCUCAACUGUUGGAAAAGGAGGGACUUUAUGGUAUUGUAGGUUUGCAUCGAUAUAAUUGGGAUUUCAUACAUUUGGAUGAAGGUGUGCUGUGUAUGGAAAUGCCAAAUGUAUUUUCUACAGCCUACAUGAGAAAUGACUGUUCCCUAUUGCCUGCCAUAGCUCAUUCGUUACGAGUUCUACAAAUCCUAUGCGGUCGUCCCGACAUAACGCUUACCUAUGGUGAACACUCAGAAAACAUUGUUAAAAUGUUAAAUAAACUGGGGCCUUUACCAAAAAUGGGCGACGAUGAUAAAUCUAAUGAUUUUUCAGCUUUAUUGAUAAUAGAUCGUGAUAGAGAUUAUGCGGCACCGCUAUUGACACCAGCAAUUUAUUCAGCCCUCUUGUUGGAAGUAUUUCCCAAUAAUGCUGGCAUAUUGGAAUUGGAAAUGGACAAGAAUAAGAUACAACAGCAAAAAUUAACAAUAUUUAACAUACCCUCUAAAAAAGAUAUCGAACAAACAAAUAAGAGUGCGGCGAAUAAAAAAUCACCUACAAUACGUUUUAAUUCGCUGCAUGACGAGAUUUUCGCGGAGAAUCGUUAUAAACAUUUUUCCGCGGCAAGUAGUCAAAUUCGUCAACAGGCCAAGGCGAUGAGUUUGGAAUUGCAAAAAUUAAACAACAUGAAACUGGAUGAAAUGCAUGAUUAUGUUAAUCGUAAAUUACCCAAAAUUACGGAUAUUAAAAAUAAAUUACUGAGACAUUUAAAUGCCAGCGAAAAGGUUAUUGAAAUGUUGGGCUCAAAUUUUAGGCGUGUCCAGUCACUGGAAGAGGACAUUUUAAAUAAUGUAUCGCGUAAGAAAAUACUACAAGAUAUUGAAGAACUGCUAACCACAGAUGGUCAAAAAUAUAAUACCCUGCGUUUAUUGUCCCUGCUGCAUGUGUGUGCUGGCAUAACCUCUGAGGAACUGGCACAAUUUAUACGAAACUAUUGUAAUUAUUUUGGUUUAGAAUAUCUAACUAUAUUUGAGCAACUGGCACAAGUAGGUCUUUUGCCACCUGUGGUAGACGAAGUGACGACUCCCAUUAAUAAAACAGCAUCAAAAUUGUUAUCGAAUAUUCCCUUAAAUAUACCAAAAUUUCAACAGACCCAAUUUCAAGCUAAUGCAAAUCGUUUAAAAUUGAUGGUUUCAACAUCGGGAGAUGCAGAUGCCGAAAGUCCAACAAAUUCUAAUUCAAAAAAGUCACAAACAUCGUCAACAGCUUCCUCUUGUCCGAGUUAUGUGUUCAAUCGUCUUUAUAUACCUCUAAUUGCACAAUUAUCCUCAUUUCUUUUAAAGUCUGCAACUACAGAUGAUUUUAUUUCGAAAAUAGCUAUGAUUGAUGGCAUUCAAAUUAAUGGCCAACCCUUAAAGUCUUAUAAUCAAACCGUUAAACAAAGUGAUGCUAAAGAUUUGCUGCUGCUGCCAUUGAAGAAACGUCAGAUUAUGGUUUAUGUAGUGGGUGGCAUUACAUAUGCCGAGAUUGCAGCCUGUAAUUUAGUAUCGAAGAUUACAGAUUCUGAAAUAUUAGUGGCUUCAGAUUACGUUAUAUCGGGAGCUGACUUAAUAGCAGGUGCUUUUCAGUAAAUUAGAAUAAAAAGAAAAACUGGCGAGAACAAAAGCUUUAAUAUGCAGUAAUUGUAUACUAUAUAGUGGUUAAUUUUUUUUUAAAAAAAGUUCGAUACAGAAAUUUAGUCUCUUGCUAGACUUUUGACAGUGUGUUUUUUAAAUAAAACUCUCACAAAUAUUUUUACUGAAAAUCUCGAUACUCCUAUGUAUAUUAAAAGACAAUAUUUUAUUAUAUCGUUAUAUAUUUAUGUAUAUUGCACAAAAUCAAAUAUUUUAUACGUUUAUGAAUUUUUAAAUAAAAUUUUGAAAUAAAAA